Messenger RNA from Ogataea polymorpha, 3398 nucleotides. RefSeq lists its product as uncharacterized. NCBI's taxonomy places the organism in Eukaryota, Fungi, Ascomycota, Pichiomycetes, Pichiales, Pichiaceae. The transcript has a single exon. The coding region runs from base 2354 to 3361 and encodes 335 amino acids. The record is from RefSeq and is a predicted model, not a curated record.
GGGGUAUUUUUCUUACAUGUAGUUUGUGGUGUACAGAUGUACAAAAUCAUAAAUUGGAAGGAGAAUCCUCGCGACCGACUAUAGCGUCGUUGUCCUGCAAGUCCCUUUGCGCUUUCGAGGAGUUCGAGUCGGCGUCGGAGCUCGACACGGGCGUCACAUACGUGAUGUUUUGUAGUUUGUUCAUUAAAUGGGCGGCCUGCUGGGUCUGCUUCGAGAUAUUCCACGUUUCCGCCUUAUCGAGGUUUUCGUUGCAGAACUUGAUGAUUUUGUUGAUCAUGUCGAGCGACUCCUGAGCCAGAAUUAGCACCUUGCCAUUUCGAUCGCUCAGAAUCUGGUGGCGGAUAGAUUUCUUGAACCAGUUGUUCGGCUGGCCUGUGUUCUUCGGCGUUUUAUUUCUGUACUUGAACAGGUUGGCCAGCAGUUGCUGUGCCAGCGACCGGGACUUGCGUUUUUGCGAUUCAGUAUUCUGGUCCGGGUAUUCCAGGGAAUCUUCGUAUAUCGUCUUUGUUUCGUCGUCUGAGUCCUCAUCUUCCGACUCCGACAGGUUUUGCUCCAAUGACAUGGCCCAGUUGGUUGGUAGUUUUAACAGCAUUUCACGGACGUUCGAGCGGGCAGGCUCUGGAAGCGAGUUUGCAGACACUUUCGAAACCACAUUCACUAUUUUCUUCACAGUGCCCACUAUCUCGUUUUUGAGCUGCUGGACAGGUAUUUCUGCCUCUGGACUCAGCUUUGGGGUUUCGUCGGGAUUUGGAAGACUAGCCAGAGACGCAGCACUACUCACGGAGGCCAGUGAAGGCAGUGAAAGCGUCGAAGCACCACCGUGUAUAUUAUCAGGACUCGAUGAGCGAGAUUUGCUCACAUUCUGUUCAUUUGCCAGGACGUUGAUGAGGUUCUCAAUGCGCUCGCUAAGUUGCGUGUUUCCGAUCUUCAAAAAAUUAAUGAGCAUGGUGAGUCUGCGGCGACUUUCGAUAUUGAGAUUCAGAACACUGAGCUCAGUGAGAUCCUGAAGACUUUUUUGGGUGGAGAUGGCUGACGAUAUGGUAACCUGCUGACGUAGAGAUGAGUUGAGGCGGGCGAAUCGAGGCUGUGAUGGAGGCGGAAGACGGUUGUUGAGCUGAGAUCCAGAGCUUGUCUUUUCCAGUUUCGGCCGCUUGAGCGGGAUCUGCUCAUAUGCGUCGUCCCUAUCGGGUCCGACAGACUCUGUCUGUUGGCCAUUGCGAGCACGUUUGGAUUUCUCGCCGCUGAGGAGAACAAUAUUGCUUGAAGUGUUGAUCGUUUUCUCCAACAUGUAAUUGAUAGAGCUGGAUAUAAGAGGAUGGGAGGUGACUUUGUCGAGGAUCGUUGGCUUAGAUAACUCUGGCCGGUUCUUCAGCUCGCCCAGAGCCUGUGCUGCCAUCAGAAGCUCUGCAGCAUUUGGGUCCUCUGAAUCGUCUCCCUUGUCUAUCAGCUCGCCAAUUUUGAGCGGUCUGAUCCGCAAGUUCUGCCCAUUGUCUGACAUAAAUAACUAGCUUGGAUUGCAAGAACCCGAAGAUUCAAUAGUCCCUUUCAACGGCUGACAGCUCUUGUACAAAAACUGGGGUAGCUGGUAAUCAGAUGCUAAUAUAUUUACAGCACGGAAAAAGUUUUCUUUUUUUUGUUGAGCGACGCGUCGAUUUGCCGAUAGCCUGUGGAGAAGCAUAUGAAAACUUAUCAUAGCAUAAAUUAGGAAAUUCUUGGGCAUGAGAUAAUAUAUCCUGGUAUAAAGGCACCCCGCCCAUAGGCGAAAAAUCGCAUGUGGUUUUUCACAUGGAAACAUCAUGACCAAUUUCCUGGAUAAUCUCACUUUCGCGUGUAACGUCGGCUUUUAACCUCCAACUCAGCAGACCAUUCGUCCAUCUGCUCCACCAGCAGCGCGAGCUUUUUGGUCCGCUCUUCUAACUGUUGUAAUUUCGGUUUGUUUUUGGCCAGUUCCUGAUCCAGCGCCCGGAUUUUCGACGUCUCGGACUCGAGACUGUCCAGAUAAGGCUCCAGCUCUCUAUACCGGAGGAUCGUCGAGUUGUUGAGCGUUUCCAUCACAUUGAAGUUGGUCAGCGUCGACUGCGUGUCAAGCUCCAAAAUUUUCCGCAUGCACUCGUACGAAUUCCGUAUGAGCUGCCGCAAAUCGUUGGAGCUAGCCAUGACUAGACGAUUCUUUGGAAAAUAAACACCGCCAGGUUGUAUAUUAAACCUGUCAUUGAAAAUUAGCAUGUGCACAGCCCGAAUACAGAUUCUGGCGGCUGGAUGGUAGCACAAAGCUUACCGGCGGUUAAGAACAGGAUAAAUAGUCCGAACGUCCCGCUGGAUAUGCUUGCAUAUAAUAUCACUAGAUCCAACCAUGGUUAGAGUCAGUUCGCUUCGUUCCAGCAAGUUCUGGACCUUCUACGUUUUGGGAGCACACUUGCUUCAGAUGGCCGCUGUGGACGCUGCGUCGGUUCAGCAUCGGGCCGAAGCCGAUGCUCUGCAAGCCCAUCUUUCCGAUACUCAGCAGGUUCUUGCGCCGGCUCCAUACUAUGAGAAAAGAGACUACGAAGAGGCCGAUUUCGAAGCCGAGAAUUACUACGAGGACGACGAGGAGUACGUUGCCGAAGAGUACCAAGAAGAGGAGGAAGAAGACGGCGAUCUUGAGGCCUCCAGCGCAGGGUUUUCUGUGGAUGUUCCUGUCAAAGGGCCCGUUGCCGAGGAGGACCAGAGCUACGACAAAGAAGGGAGACAGCUGGUGUACGAGGUGGACGUUGACCAGGUGAAAAAUAUGAUAGACCUCUAUUUGGCGAUGGGAAAGGAGAAAUUCGCUGGGUUCCUUGCUACAUGCUCGAACGGCCACUUCAUGGAGGCCAUGAAGAUGCUGAGCGCCGAUAUGGCUUCCAAUAAGGAAGGCGGCAACCUGGGCCGUCUGAACAAGUUUUUGGACGCCACUGAAGAAUAUCUCAAGCACAACACUGCGGCAGAGAUGUUUAGAAACGCUUUCAAAGGCGGCAAAGACGUCGAAACUUUCAAGCAACUAGAGAAACUCGACCAGUACUGUGUGGAGAACGAGGAGGAGUGCAACGACGAGCUCACGUUCCAGCAGCAGUCUGUGGAGAACUCAACUCUCAGCAUAGAGUACAAGAGACAGGCGCGCAGAAGAUCCAAGCUCAUCCAGCAGGUUCUCCAGGACAUCGAGGACGGAAAGGACGUUCCUAUCAGUGCUGCCGAGUUCGAGUACAGGGAGGGCAACAUUUUCCUAGACGAGAAUUCCAACGAGUACUACGAGCUGAACGAUGACGACUGCCAGAGUGGUGCAAGCCACCUACGGUCCAGCUUUUCCACCCUGAUUGCCAUUUUUAUGGUGACACUUCUUAUUUAGGACGUUCAUUUAGAGACAUUUAUAAAAUUAUGGUGCA